AUGGCCCCCUGUGCAUGGGGUGUUGUCGCUUUUAGCGUGAGAGCUGGAGUUUUGGGAUGGGAUGUAAAAACUCAGAUGUGAGUGAAGAGCCCAAACCCACCUGCGGCAGGGCCAGAGUUGAGUGGGUAAACUUCACAAAGAAUAAUGCUGGAGCUCUUGAUUUGUUGAAGGAGCUUAAGAAUAUUCCCAUGACCCUUGAGUUACUACAGUCUACCAGAAUUGGAAUGUCAGUGAAUGCAAUACGCAAGCAAAGCACAGAUGAAGAGGUUACAUCUUUAGCAAAAUCUCUUAUCAAGUCUUGGAAGAAGCUGUUAGAUGGACCUUCAACUGAUAAAGAUUCUGAAGAAAAGAAGAAGGAGCCUGCAUCUUCCUCACAGAACAGUCCUGAUGCCAGAGAAGAAAGCAGUUCAAGUAGCAAUUCCAGCAGCAGGAAGGAGGAGGGUAGUGCUCCCUCAAAUUCUUUCAUCCCUUCUUUUCCCCGGGCUCCAAGCACUUCAGACUCUGUACGAGUGAAAUGUAGAGAAAUGCUCUCUGCAGCUCUCAGAACAGGAGAUGAUUACAUUGCUAUUGGUGCUGAUGAAGAAGAGCUGGGUUCUCAAAUUGAAGAAGCUAUUUUUCAAGAAUUAAAAAAUACUGAUAUGAAAUACAAAAAUAGGGUACGAAGUAGGAUAGCGAAUCUCAAGGAUGCAAAGAACCCUAACCUAAGGAAAAAUGUAUUAUGUGGAAACAUUCCUCCUGACAAAUUUGCUAAAAUGACAGCAGAGGAAAUGGCAAGUGAUGAGCUGAAAGAAAUGCGCAAAAAUCUGACCAAAGAAGCUAUCAGAGAGCACCAGAUGGCUAAAACAGGAGGUACCCAAACUGAUCUGUUUACAUGUGGCAAGUGCAAAAAGAAGAACUGUACAUACACCCAGGUUCAAACCCGCAGUGCUGAUGAACCCAUGACAACGUUUGUUGUCUGUAAUGAAUGUGGAAACAGAUGGAAGUUCUGUUAGAAGAAGAAAUUGUCAAGACAUCUGGACCAGUAUGAACAAGGAUUUUGUAAUUAGCUUUAAAAACUAGACUAAGCAUUUAGCUUCCUGCAAAUGAGAGGGUUUUUUGGUUUUUCUUUUCUUUUUAUUUCAAAGCAGCAUACAUGCCUCAAGUUAGCCUUUGUUUUGACACAACCAUCAUUUCCUUAAAUGCCUUCCUAUAGCUGAUAGUCAGUAGGGUCAGGUUCCUCAAUUGUAUGGUGAAUUUUAAAAUAUUUUUUCAUUUUUAUAAGUAAGUUGACAUUAAACUUUUACCAGUUAAACAUUUUGGUAAUUGUCUUGUUUUUUUCUAACUAUGUGAAUAAUGUACUGUAUUUUUUGUGGUCUGAAAUAUACACGCUCCUCCUGUGUGUAUUUUGCCUCUCCACAUGUGCUCGGUUGUAAGAAUGAAAUUUGUUUCUCUCUUCUCUGUUCACUUUGCUUUGCAAGCAGAAAAGGUAUAUAAGUUCCUCAUAACGUUAAGCUCAGUUGUUAACUAAUACACAAUUUAAUUAACUCUUUACUUUGUGUGCUCUUUCUGGACUAGGACUAAAUUUGCAGUCAUGGGGUUUGAAUAUUUGUUAUGGAUAUGAUGACCUCUUUUGCAGUGGUUGGUUAAGCUUGUUUAUGUAACCAGCUUUGAUCAAUGCAAUAUAUUUUAUUGCCCAAAGCAUGUAUUUUACCUUCUAUCAGCAGGCAUUAUUCCUAAGAAUGUCCUAAAAUAGUGGUUAGAUCUGAUUUGAGUGUUCAGUCUUGCUUAAUGUGCUUGACAACCAACUUGGGCUUAGACUUUGUAUAUAAGCAAAGGCAUUGUGUUGUAGGCUAUCCUAAUAACACCAGCUAAGCAAUUCAUUACAUUAAACUGGCUGGGGAGAUAAUACUAUACUCCCUUCAUUUAAAUGGCAUUGAUUUUGUUCAUGAAAUGAUUUUUUGAAAUGUAGGGUAUCUGGUGUCCAUCAUAGACCUGCAAGCGGGAAUAAAUUAUUAAAAUUAUGAUCUUUUCCAUAUGAGAAAUUAUAUAAAUGCUGCAUUUUUAGAAUUUGCUUUUUAGCAGUGCAUGUUUAGAAUUAUUUGCAAAUGUGUUUUCAAGAAAAAUCAUGUCAACAUCUUUAGAAGAGAUUAAAUUCAUUAAAUCUAAUUUUAUAUUACUUAAUUUGUUAGAGUUUGGGGCUGAGGAGGUCUAUUUUGGCACUGUAUAAAUUAUUCAUGAGGGAAUGGGAAGAGUAUGCACAGCUCCUGGAAAAUAAAUUCCUUGAAUGUAAAGGAAAACCAA
This is a messenger RNA of Zonotrichia albicollis (white-throated sparrow), 2280 nucleotides long. It is a transcript of the gene TCEA1, whose product is annotated as transcription elongation factor A1. Gene Ontology annotation, molecular function: nucleic acid binding; zinc ion binding. NCBI's taxonomy places the organism in Eukaryota, Metazoa, Chordata, Aves, Passeriformes, Passerellidae. Gene Ontology annotation, cellular component: nucleus. The record is from RefSeq and is a predicted model, not a curated record. Gene Ontology annotation, biological process: positive regulation of transcription by RNA polymerase II; DNA-templated transcription; transcription elongation by RNA polymerase II.